AGUAACAAUUACUAAAGAGCUGAGCUGUGGCACUUUUUUUUCUCUCUCUCUCUGCUUCUAUCUCUUCCUGUUUUCUAAGGGUUUCUACUGUGACCUUAAGUAAUGUAUAGGAAAUAAUUUACUUCCUAUUUCUGGGCCAUACCAAGUUUCAUCUCUGCAUGAGUCUCUUCCAGGUUGCUUGAAAUGGUGCUUUUCUCAGUUAAACGUGGAGUUGACAUAAAGGCCAAGCCACAGGAGGCUGCCCCUUUUAUUCUAUUUUCUAAGGCUCAGGGAGCAUCUCUCUGUUCUCUGAGAUGCUGCCUGCAGAGUAGGAACUUGGAGAGAACACUAAAAUGCCCUCUCAGCAAAGAGUAGUGAGCUCCCUACAGAGAGUGUGAGCAGGGGCCUUUGAGCUCAUCACCCCUCUGUGGGACCAGCCAGGUGGUCCUUUCUGGAACUGUGGGUGUCUUUUCUGGGCAACCAGAUCAUUGUGUUUGAAUCAGAGCAUCAUUGGCUGAAAAUACUUCACUCUUCAUAAAGGUUGUCCAGUAUCCUGGGCUGUCCAGAUGAUGUGGAAUGGAGGCUCCAGAACCCACCUGCCCUGCCCCUCCUGCCAAGGACCAGCCAGCUCCCACUCCUGGCCCUCCAGGUGCCCCAGGUGGCCAGGCCUCACCUCACCUGACCCUGGGCCCUGUCCUCCUGCCGCCAGAGCAGGGCUUGGCUCCCACUGUGUUCCUAAAGGCCCUGCCCAUCCCACUGUACCACACGGUGCCUCCUGGGGGCCUCCAGCCACGCGCCCCCCUCAUGACAGGCAGCCUGGAUGGAGGCACCGUGCCGUUCAUCCUCAGCCCGGUGCUGCAGCCUGAAGGGCCUGGACCUGCCCAGGUGGGGAAGCCGGUGGCCCCAACGCUGACAGUGAACAUUGUGGGCACUCUACCUGUCCUGUCGCCGGGCCUGGGGCCCGCGCUGGGUAGCCCAGGCAAGGUACGGAAUGCUGGCAAGUACCUGUGCCCGCACUGCGGCCGUGACUGCCUGAAGCCCAGUGUUCUGGAGAAGCACAUCCGCUCCCACACAGGUGAGAGGCCCUUCCCUUGCGCUACCUGCGGCAUUGCCUUUAAGACCCAGAGCAAUCUCUACAAGCACAGGCGGACGCAGACGCACCUUAACAACUCCCGGCUGUCCUCUGAGUCUGAGGGGCCUGGGGGCGGCCUCCUGGAGGAAGGGGACAAGGCCGGAGAGUCCCCCAGAGCAGACGGCAAGGGUGAGAACCAGAGCCAGGGGAUGCGCAAAGGGGCCUCGGAGAGACCCCUUUCUCCGGUCGCCCAUGUGCCCCUUGUUGCCAAGAACCUGGAUGUGAAGACUGAGGCUGCUCCCUGUUCAGGGUCCGCAUUUACCGACAGAGACGCUCCUUGGGACUGUGCCCCCACGGCGUCACCCGGGCUCCCCGCAGCCGGCACUCAGCCCUGGCGCAAGUUGCCGGAGCAGAAGUCCCCGACGGCCGGGAAGCCGUGUGCCCUGCAGCGGCAGCAGGCGACGGCCGUCGAGAAGCCCUGGGACGCCAAGGCCCCCGAGGGCCGGCUGCGAAAGUGUGAGAGCACAGACUCCGGGUAUCUGUCGCGCUCUGACAGCGCAGAACAGCCGCCCGCUCCCUGCAGCCCCCUGCACAGCCUCUCGGAGCACAGUGCCGAGUCCGAGGGCGAAGGCGGCCUGGGUGCAGGGCCAGGGAGCGCGGGGCCCGAGCCCGGGGCGCGAGGAGCCGGCCUGGAGCUGGAGAAGAGGCGGCUGGAGGAGCGCAUCUCGCGGCUCAUCUCCCACAACCAGGCGGUGAUGGACGACGCCCAGCUGGACAACGUGCGGCCCCGGAAGACCGGGCUGUCCAAACAGGGCAGCAUCGACCUGCCCACGCCCUACACCUACAAGGACUCUUUCCACUUUGACAUCCGUGCGCUGGAGCCGGGCCGCAGGAGGGCCCUGGGCCCUGCACGCUCCACCUGGACGCCCCCUGACAAGUCUCGGCCCCUCUUCUUCCACUCUAUCCCCACUCAGCUCUCCACCACCGUGGAAUGUGUCCCCGUCACCAGGAGCAACUCGCUGCCCUUCGUCGAGGGCUCCAGGACGUGGCUGGAGCCCCUGGAGCUCCGGGAUCCCUGGCCAAGGACACAGAAGCCUCUGAGCCCCAGGCCGGGCCCAGCCCGCCUGGGUUGCCGCUCUGGGCUGAGCUCAGCUGACGUCCCCGGUGGGCACCCCCGGGCCCUGGUCAGACAGGCUGCAGUGGAGGACCUGCCAGGCACCCCCACUGGAGACGCCCCAGUGCCUGAAGAAGACAAGGAGGCAAAGAGAACUGCUGCACGGGAGGCCGCGGCCAGCAAGGGCAGGGCGGGUGGCAGGAAGUGCGGCCAGAGGAGGCUGAAGAUGUUCUCCCAGGAGAAGUGGCAGGUGUACGGGGAUGAGACAUUCAAAAGGAUCUACCAGAAAAUGAAAGCUAGUCCCCAUGGAGGCAAGAAAACCAGGGAGGUGGGAGUGGGCGGUGGGGCAGAAUUGGGCCUUCCUCUGCAGAAAAAGGCAGCAGGGAGCUCGGACACAGUCCCCACCCAAGACAGGAGGACCCUUGUCCAUGAGGACAUAUCCAAAGGGGUCACGCCAGAGCUUUGGGGAAAUCCACCUGCCGUGGAGGCCUCUUUGGUGACUGAGCCCCCUAAGCAUGGGAAGAUAGUAGCCAGGACAGGAGAUGGUAACCGACCCAGGGUGGAAGAGGCUGUGUCAUCCCCUGCACCGGGUGGCAGAGACAGUCCCUGUUCAGGCAGUAGGAGCCCCCUGCUCUCUCCAAAUGGGAGGCUGGAAUUGGGGUGGCAGCUGCCCCCAGCACGUGGCUCCCUCAAAGGGGGUGACCUAGAGGCCCCCAGGCCAGUUUUGCCAGAUCCCAAGCUGGAAGGAGGUGGGGGGAAUGUUCAGGAGACCUGCCCGUGGGCCCAGACUGUCCUGAGAUGGCCCAGCAGUGGCUCUGGAGGGGACAAGCUCCCCUCGGAGAGGAAGAAGCCGAAAGUGGAGGACCUGCACAGCCAGGAGCAACCAGAGCCUGUGGGUGCAGAGAGCCCACGUGGGCCCACGAAGGCUGCCUCUCUGCCAUCCCAGAAGCAGGACGCUGAGCCUGGGGAGGUGCCAGGGGGCUCAAAGGAGAGUGCCCGGCCAGUGGGUGAGCCUCUGGAGUCCUCUGGAGCCUCCUUGGCUGCUGCUUCUGUUGCCCCGACGAGGGUUAGGCUGAGGGACAAGGCUCCCCCACCGCAUCCUGCAGCCCCAGACCCUGGGGAGCAGCCCCUGCUGGCCACUCCACCUCUGGCUUCUAGAGUCCUCCCUGCCCUGGCAGACAAUGCCUUUUCCCCGAAGUACCUCCUCAGUUUACCUCAGGCAGAGACCCCCUCACCACUGCCUGUUCCUGGGAGACCCAGGCACAGCCAGGACUCUCUCUGCAGCAGUGGGUGGCCUGAGGAACAGGCAUCCUUUGUUGGGUCAGGACUGGGGACCCCUCUGCCUCUCAGCCCAGCCUCAGGCCCCUCCCCAGAUGAGGUGCAUAGCAUCCUGGAGGACCCCAGCUGUUCCAGGCCAUGGGAUGGGAGAAAAGGGGCACAGUUGGGAGCAGACAAGGGAGACAGGAUGGCUACUAGCAGGCCAGCAGCCAGGGAGUCGCAUGUCUCAGCCUCCAGGGCUCCAAGGGAGACCACCUUCUCCCAGCCCACCCCAACGUGUGAGGCCCAUUUUGUCCAGGACAUGGAGGGUGACAGCCACUGUAUCGGUCGCCUCUGCAUGGGCAGCACUUUGGCAAGGGCUAGGCCCUCUGGGGAUGUCCCAAAUCCCUGGGUACCCAGCUGGGAGGUGGGGGAGCCUCCUGAGAAUGCCCAGGAAGACCCUCCUUCAGAGUCCGUGGCAGGGCCUGACCCGUGUUCCUCCCUCCAGCUUGGCUCCUUCCUCACUGGCCUCACUUGGCCUCAGGGUGUGGCCUCAGGUUGGCCAGAGCUGUCCCUGUCUUCCCACUCAGGGACAUCUCGGAGUCAUGACUUCCACAGGCUCCAUAGUCCCUUUCCCUCACUGAAGGCCGAGCCGCGGCUCACAUGGUGUUGCUUGAGCCGCAGUGUCCCUCUGCCUGCGGAGCAGAAGGCAAAGGCGGCAUCUGUGUACCUGGCGCUGCACUUUCCUGGCAGCGGCCUCCAGGAUGAGGGUCCAGACGGCCCUCCUGGGAGCAAUGGAGGAUGGACCCGGACAAGCCCUGGAGGAGGAGGACCGGUGCAGACGUUCAAGCUCCCCUACCCAACAGUCCCAGGGGUGAUGUCCCAGGACCAGGUGUCUGAGCCACAGCGGAAGAAAGGCCUGCCUCGUAGGAGGGCAAAGAUGUCUCGUGGGAACAGCAAGCAGAGAAAACUGAGGAUCAACCCUAAAAGGUACAAAGGGAAUUUCCUGCAGAGCUGUGUUCAGCUGAGAGCCAGUAGACUUCGCAAAGCAACAUGGGUGCGAAGAAGAAGCUACUACCAUUCCCCACUCGAGGGACUGAAACCAUGCAGGACCCUUGGGCAGGCUUCUUCAGAAACAGCAGGUCUGAAUUUGCUAGAGGAACCAUCUUGUGCCACCUCAGAAUCACCUCCUUGUUGUAGGAAGGCAGACAAGAAGGAAGAUGACUGCAGACAAACCUCUGGAACCCUCUCUCUUGGUACAAGUUCAAGGACUGUCAGGAAAAUGGACAAACGGACUGUGAAGGAUAUUUCUCUGUCUGCUGGUGAGCAUGAUGACUGUACCCCUCACAGCACUGCUGCCACAUCAGGAUUAUCUCUGCAAUCUGACACCUGCUUGGCAGUGGUUAAUGAUACGCCUCUACCUGCUGGCAGAGGUCUUGACCUUGGGUUGCUGGAGACUCAGCUGCUUCCCUCCCAGGAUCCAGUCUCAACAGAUCCCACACCAUACAUUUUCUCAGAUGCUCAAGGGCAUUCUUCCUUUGGGUCCAAAGGAACUUUUCCCUGCCAUGACAUUCCUACCUCUGUGGCUGCCAUUUGUGUUUCUCUGACAGAGAGAACAGAUCACAUAACCCAGGGAAUUCACAGUGCUGAACCACAAGACCACAGCCAGACUGCAGGGAGGAGUCAGACACCAAGCUCCCCAGACAGCAAAGCCACAGAAGAGGGCAGAGCACAGACCCUCUUGCCAGGGAGACCUUCAUCUGGACAAAGAAUUUCAGAUUUGGUUCCACUGGGGUCAACUGAAAAAACUCAUUUUGAACUACCAGCUUCAGGACCAAGUUCAACUAGUUCACACCAAGAGGAAGGGAGACAGAAGACAUUUUUUCCUCCCAGAGGCCAGUAUGGGAGUGGGGAAACGACUGUUCCCUGCCCGCCUUUAGGAAGUGAUGGUGGGAAAUGUCAGGUAUCUGAGUUAAUCACUCAGAAGGGUUCUGUGGUUCCUUCUAACCCAGGGAAGCCCAUAGGAAUUCCUGAAGCCCCUUCUAAAUCCCUCAAGAAGAGGAGUCUGGAAGGAAUGAGAAAGCAAACUCGAGUGGAGUUCACUGACACCAGCAGCGAUGACGAAGACCGAUUGGUGAUAGAAAUAUGAAUCUUCCAGAGAAAGACAGUGUCUUUGGUCAAAGACAGUUGUUGAUGCUUCACAAGUAAAUGUUGCCAGGCUGGCAGAAGAACUAAACUCUAUGAAACACCUACAGAUUAGGAGAGCCAUUUUGAGUUCUUUACAAGCCAACUCCAACUGACUCCAGACCCCCAGCUUGGCCGCAGCCUUCCCUCACUCCCCUUGGGUGUGCUCUGCUCAUGUUCACGUGGUGCCAGGCAGGGAAGACAUGGCAGGAAGCAAACUCUGCAAAUGGCCAACUUGCACAGUGACGGAGCCUUGACUUCCAGUCUUGUCUUCUGCACCUGUCCCCCCUGCCUCCCUGCAAUCAAUUGGCACUAACCAAGAAAGCCACGAUCAACACAUUUCUCCAUAAGUGGACCCCACAGAGUCGAGGCAACUGACUUUCUCCGUUAGUAAAUUGAGGGUUUGCUUCCCAGGUGGAGAGCAUGCUUGGGAUAACUGGAGAAGCUUGACAAAGAGACGGGGGUAUGAAUUGGGCAGGAAGAUACUUCUGUGCAUUUUGGAGAUAAAAUUUAGAUACAUUAAAAAACUGAAGUUUGUUCAGGGUAAUUCACAUCCUUAGUGGAAUUGUAAAUAUACUUCAAAAUGCCUAUGAUUCAGUGAAAUGCUGAUUGCUUUUAAAUUUUGCACAAAUGGUCAAUGCUUAUUGUCAGAUGACGCAAGCCCCUGUUCCUGUGCCUGGUACCUUUCCUGUGGAGACCUCUGAGACCGCUGGUUUUUCUAGCUCUUGCAAAGGAACAUUGUGUUAAAAGUUAAUAGAACUGUCUCUCUGUAAUGAGUCAUUUUUUUUGAGAGGGAAAAAGUCACUUAUUUUCCUCUGAUUCUUUUUGUCAUAUUGUGCUCUGAGGAAUUUCAAUUAGAGGGUUACAUUUUAGUAAUCUGUACAGCUUAAACUGAUGCCUGCUCAUCGUGACGGGAACCUUUUAGAUUUCCUCCAGAAGCUUCAAGGAUACAAAACUAAUUGGAGUUUUGACGCUGUUUUACAUCUCAGUAAUUUUAUUUUCGGGGCUUGGUGUUACUUUGCUGUCAAAUUAAAUCAGCCUCUGUAUUGUGCAAGUCAGAACUGCACAGAUAAAAUUCCCCAGUAUUCCAAGCCAGUGCGCCCCUGUGCAGAAGAAAAUAGCAGAUCUACGCCAGCCAGCCCAGUGAGCAAAGCCUCAGAUCCGCUGCCUUCCUCUCCCCCUCCUUUCAUGGGAGAGGAGAAACUUAAAGACGUUUACAUUGCUGCAUUUCAACAAAAUUUUAUACUUGCUUUUGGUAUGAUUUUGUACAAUUCGAAAUUUAUAGCUGAGCUCUUUUAACUUUGAUGUAAUGAUGUUCAUAUGACAUCUUGUACUUCAAAGACACGGCAGCAAUGCAGAGCAUCUCACACAUAUGAAUACACUUUAGUCAGUCUGUGCCUGUGACUAAGUAUGGUCAAAUUUCAAGUAUCUUCAUGUGAAUUUUCCAAUUUUGGUGUUAUUCAUAGAAAACUUCAAUGCCAGAUCAGCUUCCCUGGUUACUUAGCAUAUGUUUGUGGCCAUUUCAUAUGCACUCAUAAAUAUCCAAGGAUUUCAGGCUCAGCCAAGAAAAACAUAAGGGAGGUAAAAAGGAUGUUGGACAUUUGCUUAGUGUACUUUUUAAACCCAACAAAAGUGAUGUGGUAAUUAUCUCCCCUUUUGAAUGAUCCAUGCCACUGUAAUAAGAGAGGUAGUAUAGGCAAAUGGUUUGAGCCUUGGAUGGAGACUGAAGUCCUGACUUUAGCUGGGAAAUCUUGGUUAAGAGGCUCUCUGUACCUCAGUUUCCCUAAGUGAGAAUAAGAUAGUUGGUCAAGAUGAAUUGAAUGUGUCUCCAGGUUCCAAUGUUUCUGAGAGUGGUUGAGUGAGAAGCUGCUCUCUCCAUAAAACGUGUGGACUCAAUGGCUUGAAGACAUUCCCCAUGGGGAACCAUUGCUACAGGGAUCUUGCAUGCAAGAAGUCUGGGUGGGGAUAGAGAGGAACUGAAACACAAAUACCUUCCACCAAUUAUUGCAGUGAAGAACCUGAGCCUGAAGAAGCUCCAACCAAUCUUUUCCCCAGAAUUCAGAUUUUAGGGUGCAAUCAUCCAGCCUAUACAUGUGGCUCAUAGUUCAAAAAUUAAAAUCAAAACCAGAAUACUCCAGUAUGAAUGGAGAAAACCUCUCUGUAGAGUGAACUGGCUCCUUUGUCUUAGGAGGCACUGACUGGGGGGGAAAGAAAGCUGUCUUCCAUAUCCCUCCUUUCUGAGUGACUACUGUGGCAUCAGCGGGAUCACUAGACGUAAAUCAGCAAGUCAUAGCUCCAAAUAGCACCAACUUGAGGAUAAUGGUGGAAGCUCUGUCCUUCUAGGAGCCACUGUUGCUGGCUGUCCCAUCCCAACCUAGGUCAAAUAUGGCAGAAAGUUGAUUUCAUCUCUAACUCCCUGUGUCUCUUACAAAGGUAGAGUAGGUUGCCAAACCACUUGCCUCCCUGGUCUUUGGUAGUGGCUGGCAAUGUUUACAAGUGUACCUUACUUUAUAUCAACACGAAUUUGUGGAAAAGUUAUAUUUCAAUGGGUUUUUAAAGAUAAAAAAUGUAUUUUGAAUGACCCUAAGGGAGUUCGCUCUUGAAAAGCAUCCUAAGGUAAAGUUUUUUUUAAUGAAAAUUUUAUAAAGCAACGAACAAUCUCUGAGUUUUUAAAUCUUAAUUUUCUUAUGGGCUUUCUUAAAGUGAAAUGUAAUUAUAAGAAUACAUUUUAAGGGUAACAUCAACAACCUAGAACCCAGCUUGGGUUACUGAAAAUAAAAUGUCAGUAUUAUCAAUUGGUAACUACCCGGGUUUUAUACUCUGCAUGUGCAUUACUGCAUGAUGGUUAAGGAAAAACAAAUUUAUUUAAGAACAAAGCAAACCAGAGUUUAAAGAUAGGAUUUCCUUCUUUCCCCAGUGCUGUUAAUUUUAUUAUAUCUUUAGGGAGGGGUCUUAACCAACUGGUGCCUUAGUUUCUUUCACAGAGAAUAGUUCCAGGGAGGCUGGCAUGAACUAAGGCAAAAGGCACUGAUUUUUUUUUUUUGCCAAUCUCAAAAGUGACAUUUCCUCAUAAUGUUCAAGACUCAGCAGUUUCCUCUUUCCAGAUGUACCUACAUCCAGCUAGAUCUUGUCGUGAAAGAUGUAUGGAGGGAAGAGGCUUCAGUCCUCCCUCCUUGGCAACCUACACUGUUAAGUGACUCAAAGUCACGUGAUUUUUGGUGGACAACUAGAAUCCUCCUUCUUGUAAAACACGUUGAAAAACAGCCCGUCUCUCCUGUUAGGCUUACCCCUUGAGAUUUAAGGCAAAGCUAAUAACCUCUUUGGUUCACAUCUCAUAGUAACCAGGAGAACCUAUGGUUCAUUUGCCAAGUGAUUUAAAAAAAAGAUGGAGGAGGGUGUCUCUGAAUGUAAUUGAAACACUGCCAAUAGUAUGGUGGGUAAUGUAGGGCAAGUCAGACUUUUUCUUCCUCAAAUCACUCUUGUAAAGCUGAGAUCGGAAGGGUAACCUUGCAGAAGCGUGUUAUGACCACAGUCCUUGGCAUGAAAGAUAAACGAUUUGCUGUCUCAUGCCAAAAAGUAUUUCCUUGCAUUUACAUUCAUUACUUAGAAUGAUCACAUUAUUCAUUUUUUCCCCCAGCACGGAAAUUUGCAUUUUGCACAGAAUUUGCCUGGUGCAGCAGAUUUUUAUAGUUAUGGAAACUGUCAUCAUUAUCGGAAUGUGCUGCUGCUCAACUCCCCAGACAUAAUUUAAUAUGGUGAGGAGAAAAUGGCCUGCCUGGCUCUAUGGGCGAUCAUAUUUCCACUGCUGCAGCAAACCAGGCUUGUGUAUUUUUCUUCAGUUGCUCAUGAAGGGAGACACUUUGGCUUUUGAAACACUACAUUUCUCAAUACUUAAGCACAAUUUCUUGUCUUUAUUUUUCAGAACCCAUUAAAUGUAAGGGUCAGGACCUAGACACUCUUAGGUGCUAGAUUUCUACCCUGUAUGAUUCUUUUCAUCAUCCAUGCUUUGUACUUAGGUAGACAUAUAUAUACAUAAUUUGGUCUGAAGAAGUAUAGGAACAUUUGAGCACAUUACUCCACCACUGGAAGAAUAGGAGCCAGGUGAAAAUAUCAGGCUCUGCCACUUGGAGCACUAGAGGAUGACGAAAUGUCUUAGGUGGGCAGUCAGCUAUUGAGGAUUUACUACUCAAUUGGUUGUUCACAAUCAGGGAAGUGAUUGGUUUCUUGGUUGUUGAAAUUUCUUUAUAUGGUUAAAUUAUUUUGUUUUGAUAAAAAUAAAACUUAAAAUGCAA
Messenger RNA from Callithrix jacchus (white-tufted-ear marmoset), 9898 nucleotides. It is a transcript of the gene ZNF831, whose product is annotated as zinc finger protein 831. The record is from RefSeq and is a predicted model, not a curated record. Lineage: Eukaryota; Metazoa; Chordata; Mammalia; Primates; Cebidae.